GCGAGGAGGGGGCCCUGGGAGAGGGGGAGCACGGUCAGAGGGCUGCGAGGGGGGACACACCUCCAAAUGUAACCCCAUGGAGCCCCCAAAAUAGAUCUGGGGAGCAGACAGUGUGGGUUGGGGGCUCCGGCAGCACACCUGGGGCUUUGGGGCCAAAAAGAAAGGCUGGGAGGGUGUGCAGGGAGGAGGAGGGGGGCAGAGCACCCCAAAUUGCCCCUCCCACUGGGGCUGGGAUCGAACAGGGCCCCCGUGGCAGGGAACACAUCCCGGGGACACAUCCCAGGGACACGUUGGAGUCCCUGGGACCAUUCCCCUGCCCUGUGGGGUGACGUUUGGGGCCGUGGCAGGGAAAUCCCUGUGGGAGGCAGCAGGUGCCUCUGGCUGCCCCUGGCAACUGCUCUGUGGUGCCGCCGCCAUCUCGGCCGCCCAGGCGUCCCGCUCCUCCGCACCCCCACCCCAAAAUGUCCCUGGGGCUGGAGGACAGCUUGUGUAGGGUUUUCCAAGAGAAGCUGCAGCUCCGGUAGGCGACGUGCAUCCCCCUCUCCAGCUGUCCUGUGGCUCCCCGUCACCUGGGGUUAGCUGGGGGGGGGGUUGGGGGCUGAUUUAGGGGUGUGCAGGGGGGCUGGAGAGAGGUUUGGGGGUAGCACCUCGGGGGGGUCAGGGCAGGAGGCUGCAGCAUCCCCACUGGUGUCGGGGCUGGGGGAGGCUGAAGCAGGAGGGGAGGUGGGGUCGGGGUGACCACAGGUGAUCACUGGGACCCCCCCUUGAGCUCAGGGGGGGUCCUUUGGGGUCUGGGGGUCCCAAGCUGGCCCUGACGGGCUCCGUGGGGCUGUGGGCAGGACGGUGCCAGCGGGGGACUCGGUGUCGCUGCUGCCUUCCUCCACGCGCCUGCUGCUGAAGAGGAGGGAGCUGGUGGAGGUGGAGGGGGCUCUGCGGGCCCAGCGGGAGGUAGGGGCGGCCCCCAGCCCCUCCGCCUGCCCCCUGCCUGGGGAGAGGGGUGGCUGGUGGGUACAGAGGGCUCGAAACCACCGGCAACCCCUCAAAGUGGCACCAAGACCCGGUUUGCGGUGGGUGCCCCCCUCACCCUGCUCCCCACCACCCCUGGGUGCCGCGGCGAAUCCACCUCAGGGAUUUGGGCGGAGGAUGGAGGACCUGGAUCGGCGCCGGCAGCAGCUGGGCCAGCGGGCAGAGCAGCUCCGCGACGUCGCCCUCAGCUUCGACGCCUUCCUCAAGGUUUCGGCGGCCAGGAGGGAGAGGGCACGGGUGGCAUGGAGGGGAGCCGAUGCUGACGGCCUGCAGCAGGAGCUGGCGGGGCUGCUGAGGCGCAGGGAGCGGCUGCGACGGCAGCUGCAGGGCCUCCAGGUCUUUGGGGAGUACCUGCGGGGUGUGGUGGCCACCACGGGGCGGGUGAGUGUGACAAAAGGCGUGUCCCCAUCCCGUGUCCCCCUGGGGUUGUGUUCCUCCGGGGCCACCAGCACUCUGAGCUCCACGUUGGGGGCAUCUGUGAGGGGAUCUGGAGCACGAAAUCACCCCCAAAAUGAGGGUGAGCAGCACCAUGGUGGGCUGAGUGCUCCUGUAACCCCUCGUCCCCUUCCCACCGCCCAGUUCCAGGAUGUCCCGUCCAUGCUGGCCCAUUUCGGGGCGCUGGUGGGGGUGCGGGCAGCCCUGCUGCAGCAGCUGGAGGCCGGGCAGCAGAGGCUGGCCCAGGGCCGGGCUCGGCUCCAGCGGUACCACGAGGAGGCCGGCGGUGAGCUCCUGCAGGGCAGGGACGAGGUGCUCCAGCUCCGUGCACGCCUGGAGGCCGCCCGCCACGACGUGCUCCAGGGGGAGUCCUGCUGGACCCAGAUCCAGAGCGCGGCCGCCCACAAGGCCCUGCUGCUGGGGCAGAUCCGGAUGGCGGUGCUGAGCCUCUUCCAGCUCGCCACCAAGCACCUGAGGGUCCCCAGGGACGUGGCCUUGGAGGACACAGAGACCCAGCUGGACAUGGUGCUGCUGUGCCUGCAGGACCUGGCUGCCAUCUGCGCUGAGCUGCGCCCCAAGGAGCCGGGGCUGGGCCUCACCACCACCACCCGCCCCCGGCACCACAGGGCUGUCACGGGGCCUCCGAGCCACCAGUGAGUCCCAACCUGGGGGCAAAUCCUCCCUGGGAUGAGGCUGCCAAGGCCAGCAGGGAGCUGCAGGACGCCAGCACCUCCCUGGGGAUGGAGGUGGCUCCACAACGAGCCCAGGAACGCCGAGAGGCAACACAGCUCCUGCACAGCGGGGCACCAAGUGCCUUAGGACAGAGCCUGCCCCCCCCAGUGCCCUCUUGCAACUGGGCCCCAGCUGCCUGGGGGGAAUGGGGAGCAGCUGCUCGUGUUCAGGCUGUUGGUGCUGAUAAAGCCGUUUCCCAUCAAAAUACAACCCAGCCGUGGAGCUGCAGCACCUGCUUCUUUUAGGGCCGCAGCUCGGGGAGGGAUUACCCCAGUCACAAGCCGCCCCCAUCAAGCACCAAGAGGAGGCAGGCUCCAAAACCAGCCGGCGAUUUAAUGUCUCUCCCUGGCAGCAUGUCCAGGCAAAAGCGGGGGGAAGCCUUUUGGCCACCCCGUGCUGCGGCACCUGCCCCGCUCCCCUCUCCUACAGCCUUUUUCGGAGCUUGCCCUUCUUGGUGGUGCCCACACGGCGCCCGAAGGCCAUCUGCCGCAGCUCCUGCACCCGCUGCCGGUUCCUGGCCUUGAGGCGCUUGAGGCCCCCGCGCUGCAGGAAGCGCUGCUUGGCCGCCGCCUUGCGCUGCUUCAGGAUCUGCUGCUUGGUCUUCAGCUCCGAGCGCACCUUGCCCCGCGUGGCAGGCUGCCGGCGUCCUGCGGGAUGGAGGCAGGCAGAGGAGGAGGUAAAAACCACGCUGGGAGGCCAGAGAGAGAGAGUGGGGGGCUAUGUGGGGGCUGCUGGGGUACUCACCCUGCCCGCGUUUGUGCUUCCCUUUGAACUGCUCCCUGCCUCGUUCGUCCUCCUCAUCGUCGUCCCGCUCGUCGACUUUCUGCUUCUGCUUCCACUUCUCAUAGCUGGGCUGGGUUAAGGGAACGUGCAGCCACUCCCCAGCACAUGCCCAGCCUCCCUCCCCGGCCCCAGCACCGGGCAGCUCCCCCGCUGCAGGACGUGGUGCUGGCACCCUCAGCCUCCCGAUUCCCCUUGCAGGGCGCAGUGCCCGCGGGCAGGAUACAGGUUGUUCUUGUAGGAGCCGCUGAUGUAGCGCCCGCUCUCUGUCCGCACCUUCUUCUUGUCCUCCUGGCCCGUUAGCCCCACAAACCGCUUCUUCUUACGGUCCCUGGGAAGGACAGAGGGGGAGGAAGUGGGAGAAAGUCCACCUCUAACUGCCCCUGCACAGUCUGACAGCAAGAAACAGUCUUCAGCUGGAAAAAAAUACCUCCUGGGGGUACAACCCUCUCUCCCCUGGCCAUGUGGACCCCCCGCUCACCACUUCAGCAGCUGCUUGCUCCUGUUGAGGUUGUGGUUCUCAUCGCCCAUGAGAUCCAGCACAGCUCCAGCUGCCUGCUGCUCGAAGGCGCUGCCCUCGCCGCCCACGCUCAGCCUGCGGGGAGGACAAAAGGAGCGCUGAGAGCAGCCCCCCAGCUGCAGGAUGUUGUGGGAGGGCAGCGGGAUUGCUCCCCGACUCACCCCCUCUCGCUCUCGAAGUCCUUGGGGCGGUAGGGGACGUAGAACUCCUCCUCCCGCUGUGCCGGCUGCUGCGGCUUCUUCCUGGCACCGUCUUCUCCAUCCCGGCCCCGUUUCCGUUUGCGUCCCACCACGGCGGAGAACACGUCCUGGGAAGGGGAUGGAGGGGGCUGGGGGAGCUGUGUCCCCCUGCCAGCCCAACCCAGGGGCCCAGGUUCCUGCAGGACACUGUGCUGGCCCCAAAACCAUAGCCCAGCCCUGUCCCUGCGCCUCUACCUGGAGGUUUUCCUCCUCUCCUUCCCUUUCCUCGGGCUCAGGGGGGGCCUGGCGCAGCCCCUGCCCUUGGAGAGCUGCUGCCCGCUUCUCCUGCUGCCCACGCUGGUACUUCUGGAUGAGGGCAUGGUCGCGGCGCCGCUUGGACCGCAUGACAGCGCUGGCCAUGGUGCGGGCUGUGGCGUUGAUCUCAAAGAUGGUCUGCACGGGGGGAGAGAGCAAGUCCUGCAUGCUGCAGGCACAGGGACCUUCCCUCCCCUCCUUCUGCCUCCCGUCCUGCCGGGCCUCAACUCACCGCCUUGGCCUUGUAGCUUUUAAUGCUGUCCACAAACUUCAGCCUCUCCAGCUCUGUGUCUUCAAAGCAAGCACCUGGAGAAUAUGGGCGCAGAGGGGACACCGAUCAGCCCAGCAGUGAGGGGACAGGUCCCCUCCCUCGGCGUCCCCGCGGCGCUCACUGAAGAGUGGGUGCAAGCCCAGCUGGGACGUGUCCAGGUCCUUCACCCUCUUGAUGGACUCGGGCGAGGGGCCGGGCCGGGAGCGCAGGUACUGCUUCUGCGCGUUGUCGGCCACCCGGCGCAGGCUGCGCAGCUCCAGAGAGCCCUCGUGGUCCGUGAGCAGCAGGCACUCCUCGUCAUCCACCAGGCUCCGCGGGACACGGCCCAGCACCCCGUCGGCACCUGGAGCACAGGGGACACCGUGUCAUCGCUCGCCCACCCUCCCUUCUCCAUCUGCACCUCUGUAAUAGGAGCAUAUCGCUUCUCUGAGAGCCCAAAAGGCUGGCACAAGACCACAGACUCCAAAAAUAAACCCCAUGUGCGGCCAGGACACGAGCCUGGAGGGAUGUGCAGUCACCCCAAUAUCUGUGAUGGGUUUGCCUUACCUGCAGGCAGCUCCUGGGCACCGGCGAGGACGAGCGGGCGCCCCAGGAAGAGGUGGAGGUCGAAGACGUAGGGCAUCUCGUCGGGAGCCACCAGUGAGUAGGCAGUGCCGCUCCGGCCGGCUCGAGCCACGCGACCUGGAAGGACGAAGAGGAGAAAAGUGGGAAACCAGAGCCACAGGCAGCAUGCCUGGGCUGGGAAGGGGCUGUGGGUCACUAGGGAAGGGAGCAAAAGGGGACCCAGCCACUGCCCCAAGCCUGUCCCUAGAGGCAGGGGACCCUGAGGUGCACGUGUCACCAGAAGGAAGGCACCAGCCCUGCCCUGAGAAGGGUCCACAGUCCAGCUGGGAAAACAGGGACAUCACAGCCCCCACCACGGCCACCUCCUGCCCCAGACGUAUCUCUAACAAGUCAAGGGGAUCAGCGCCUUCUCUGCAGGUUUCCCAGCAUGGUGAGGCGCAAGGACCAGACCCUUAAAAACAGGGGACGAGGGACAGCCCGUCCUGAGGGACCCCGGGUCGCACAGGGCGCUGCCACCCACCGACACGGUGCAGGAACAGCUUGGACUUGGCGGGGAAGCUGUAGUUGAUGACGUUGUCCAGCAUGGGGAUGUCGAGCCCGCGGGCAGCCACGUCGGUGACCAGCAGCACCGGGCACUUGCCCUGGGCGAAUUUGGCGAUGUUGAUCUUGCGGGCGGUCUGGUCCAGCGAGCUGUAGAUGUGGGUGCAGCAGAUGCCCUGGGCUGUCAGCAGCUAGAGAUGGGGGAAAAGUGAUCAGAUCCCGCUUGGAAAUGCACCCUCAGCUGAGGGACGGGGUCCCCCAGGCUCCUGAGACCCCAGGGUACCCACCCAGAUCCCAAACCCACUGCAAUCUGCCCUUUUUUGUAAGGAGUUGGUGAAUGCAGCAUCUCCACAAUCUCACGUGCUGGGGAUUUCUCCUUCAACCAGGAGAAAUGGGCUGGGACUCCAGCAGGAACCUGCCCAUGGAUGCAGACCCCACGUGGGUCUGUGAAGGGGCCCCCCUGCAGCCUGCCCACACCCAUCGUGUGCCCCCGAUGCCACUUGCCUCCUUGAGAUACUCCGUGUGGUGCUUGGUGGCCACGAAGACGACCGUCUGGUCCUGGGGCUUCACCACGCUGCGCAGCAGGUGGAGCAGCACGGCCGGUUUGUCGUCCCCGCGGACGUGGAAGAAAGCCAGCUGCAGGGGGAGGGCAGAGCUCAGCCCUUCUGGGGUCCCACUGCUCUUGGGGACACCCCGCAGCACCCUGCCAGCUCCCCACCCUGAGCACAAAGCCCGGCUCAAGCUCACCUUGAGCUGCUCGCUGAGCUUGGACUCCACAUCCAGACGGAUCAGCGUGGGCUCGGUGAGACCUGCAGGACACGGGCACACAGAGGAUGCGGGUGGGGUGGGGGACACGCUGCUGGGACAGCCCCCAGCUCCCUCCCAGCCUGGGGCACCUGCUUGGCCCAGCCUCAACCCAGCUUGGAUUUUCCAGUCCUGGGCCUGUGUCGAGCACAGCUGAGGGACUGGGUCACAUCCCCAUCCCUGACAGCUCACAGGGCCACUAAGCCUUGGAUCCAGCCCCAAAACCCAGCCCUGCAGCUGCCAUCUGCCCCACGCUUCUCACCAGCCCGGGCGAACUCGACGAGCAGCUUGGGCAGCGUGGCAG
Messenger RNA from Anas platyrhynchos (mallard), 6470 nucleotides. Lineage: Eukaryota; Metazoa; Chordata; Aves; Anseriformes; Anatidae. The record is from RefSeq and is a predicted model, not a curated record.